Xiphias gladius (swordfish) is the source of this 2451-nucleotide messenger RNA. It is a transcript of the gene cdkn1bb, whose product is annotated as cyclin-dependent kinase inhibitor 1Bb. The record is from RefSeq and is a predicted model, not a curated record. Gene Ontology annotation, molecular function: cyclin-dependent protein serine/threonine kinase inhibitor activity; protein-folding chaperone binding. The transcript is spliced from 3 exons. NCBI's taxonomy places the organism in Eukaryota, Metazoa, Chordata, Actinopteri, Istiophoriformes, Xiphiidae. Bases 378 to 935 code for a protein of 185 amino acids. Gene Ontology annotation, biological process: negative regulation of cell population proliferation; regulation of cell cycle; G1/S transition of mitotic cell cycle. Gene Ontology annotation, cellular component: cytoplasm; nucleus.
CCCCCCCCCCCUCCCCAAAGUCAAGCUCCCCUCUCAAUCCCAAGCAUAUCUCUCAAUCGCCAUAUUGGGUACUGAGAAGGUUUGUCUGCAGUUUCUCUCACUACGGGACGAAAUUGACAGAGCGGCUUCAGUCCCUGUGCACUUUGUUUGGAUGGUCCGCGGAGACGACGUUGGGCUCGACGACGCCGCGGCCGUUACCUCCUCCAGCUCGACGUAUGCAUGGCAUUAAGCCGUCUCACGCUUGUUUUGGAUCCCGCUCCGCGACGAGGAGAUACCCGUUGUUUUUGAGCGGCGCGUGUUUCUUGUGAAAACUGGACGCUCCCCGGCCCGUUUGAGAAAUCGCGUCUUUCUUCGAGGGGGGGGGGGAGAAAAAAAAGAUGUCAGAUGUGCGACUUUCGAACGGGAGCCCGACGCUGGAGCGGACGGACCCGCGGCUGGCGGAUCACCCGAAACCGUCAGCCUGCAGGAGCCUCUUCGGCUCGGUGGAUCACGAAGAGUUAAAGAGGGAUUUAAAGGGACAUUUGCGGGAGAUGGAAGAGACUGCCUCCGCCAAGUGGGGCUUCGACUUCGCCAAUCACACGCCGCUGGUCAACGACAGGCUCGAGUGGGAAUUAGUGGAUUGCAGGGACGUCCCGGAUUUCUACACCCGGCCGCUGCGGAGGGAGAAGGGCGUCUGCUCCGCCGGGAAUAACAAUGUGGAUCUAAACGGGAAUCACAGCUGUGUCGUGGUGGCCCCGAGCGACGACAGCGCGCGGCCCGACGGGCAGAUGGAGUGCACGGAGCAGUGCGCCGGGCUGAGGAAGAGACCCGCGUGUCACGACCCCUCGGCCCAAAACAAGAGGUCACACACCAGCUCAGAUGAGGUUAGUUGUCCAGGUCUGAGCCACUCUGCAGAACACACACCCAGAAAGACCAGUCCCAAGAGACAAACGUGAGGACGACGAACGAGCCGAAGAUGUAAGUCCCCUUUUUUUAUGUGGGGGAAAACUCAGUGUUGGCCGAUUAUUGGAAGAGGAACUACACAGCAUCAGAAACAUAUCAACUCUCCUGAAGACGGGGGAGGACGCUGUUGAAGCACUGAAUAGAAACACUAAAGUUGUGGCACUCAAUUAAAAGUUACUGCCUCUAAAAGCAGUCAAUGUAGCAGUGUGCAAUUAGGUUUGAUUUCCUUUUUUGCUCCUUUUUUACUACCUGUGUGUAAAUAAAUAUAUAUAUAUAUCUAUAUAUAUAUAUAUAUUAUAUUAUAUUUCUCUCCGUAUGUAGCACAUAAGAUAACAUUAUGAUUUGAAAACAAAUCCUUUAUGUAAAAAGGUGUGAAUUUUGAUUUGACUUGAAGAAUUGCAGUGUAGUUUGAUACAUGUUUCCAAAAUGCUGUUUGUUUUUUUUUUUUGGUGGUUUUUUUUUUUUUCUUAUUUUAUUUUCUGAAAGGCAGUGUGACUUUGACACGGUCCCUAAUUGCUACAUGUAAAACAAAAUCAUGGCUUCUGACAGUUUCUUAACAGUGUAUCUUCACUCCGUCAUCUUCCUAACUCAGCAGUGAAGAAUGGUACAAAUGUAGCUCAUCUGUUUUUUUUGGUUUUUUUUUUUUUUCCUUCCUAUGGUCAUUUCAGUGUCACCAAGUGGAGGUUCCCUCUAUACAGAUCUAUUUUCCCCAGGAAAUCAACACAGAAAAAGAGAGUAAUAUUUCUGUUAGAGUGAUUUGAAGAAAGUCCUAUUUAUUUUUGUGAUAGGUGCUUUUAGCAUCAAUAGAAAUCUGGAAUAUGAUGGGGGUUUUUUUUCUUUUCUUUUUUUUCUCUUCCUUUCUCUCAAGUACUCCUGCACACCUCAGCCACAUUGUCAUGGUGUGUUUGAUUUCCUCUGGAGUUGUGAGGUACUCAGAUAUUGAAGGACAAAGACCGUACAAACUGCACAGGUUGUGUUGUAGAGUCAUCCUUUCCCUGACUGUAUUCCUAUUGUUUCAUCAGCCUUAAUGCUCUUCAGAGAGGAGGUUUUCUAUUGUUUUUUUUUUUAAUAAGGGUUGAAUGUCCUACAAUACCAAAUACAUGGUUGCUUCAGUAUGGUUGCCAACACUGCCUGUGCUUCUUAGUUGACUUCACAUUGUAUUACUUUGUGAUAACCUAGACCUAAAUUUCCAUUGAUGUUUGUAUUUUUUUUUUCAUUUUUUUUUUUCUUCACCAAUGUUGUUAGCCUGCUGACGAUGCAAAUGUGAGCAUCUAAAAGCUUCCCUUUAUUCGCCUAAAGUGUGGGUCAUAUUCAAAGAGACCAGUGUACACCUGGAUGGAGAGAGAAAACAGCUUGUCUCAGAAGUGCAGUCACCAUGCCUGUGUAUUUGUGUAAAUCUUUGCAAUGUACCUAUGUACAUAAUUUUGUAAAAACACUGAGAAAUUAUACUAACUUAUUUAUGUCAAGCUUUUUUUAUGUAGAAUAAAAAUGGGUUUUUGAUUACGGUUA